AUGGGCUGUGGCGCAUCUGCGAAGGUAGCAGUCGAGCCUCAGCCGGGAGCUCACCCUUCGAAGCCCGCGCAAGGGGACCAGGACGUUGGCGUGGUCCUUGCUGACCCACCCGGCGAGACCAACGAGGCGAACCAGGCAAACGAGGUGGCCGAGCCAGCUGAGCCAGCUGCCAAGGAACCGGAAGUGGCAGAGAAAGCCGUGCAGCCCUGCACGGUGUCGGGCGAGCUGGGAAGUUGGGAAGCUGUGAAAAAGUUGCGCAUAUCUCAGCCGUCAGCAGACCGCCCGAUCCACCUGAAGCAAGUGGAAAUCUUCGGCGUGGACGGCGUGAACUACGCAUUGAAGACGCGGGGUGGGCAGGCAGAGCAGUCGUCCAUGCAAGGGUCGCCCGAGGAGGGCUAUGGGCCGGCUGAGCUGGUGAUCGACGGAUGUCCGACUGGCAGUGUGAACCACACGGCUCACGAGCCGAAUGGAUGGCUGGAAGUGACCCUGGCUAAGCCACGUCACGUGGAGAGCUUUGCCAUCUACAACAUGCCGGAUGAUGAAUGGGAUCACCGUCGCCGCGCGCACGGCCAUGUGGUUGAGCUGUUUAACGCGGAUGGCCAGGUUGUCUACUCCCAGGUGAUAUCGGAGCAAACGGAUGGUGCGUUCUUUGACCCACACCGCGGCUGCUGCCAGAAAUGGGUGAACGCCUGGCCGGUGGUCACGGCCAGCCUGGAGUUCGGAAUGGACUACCUUGACGACCACGCUGUGGUGAUGGCGACCCUGCAAAGCAGCAAGGGGAGUCAGCGCAGUCUUCAUCCUUUCAGAGUGCCCGUGCUUGCGCCUGGCGUGAUGUCGUACAUCUGUGGCCACAUCUUCUUCCAGUCGGGUAUCACCGUCCCCCAGCAGCGUUUGCAGCUUCCUGAUGGCCGCUCCGUGCGGCUUAAGGGCAUGGAGCACGACACCUUUGUGGACUUGGUCGGAAACCUCAUGCAGGAGAUGUCGCGUUGCCCUGGGGAGAAUGGGGAGCCGGAGACUCGGUACGUACAGCCCGCGUUGGUCGAGGGCGAGUUUCUGACCUGGGAAGCUGUGAGGAAGCUGCGCGUCUCCCGAGAUUCCGCGGACCACCCGAUCCACCUCAAGCAGGUGGAGAUCUACGGCUUCGAGAACGGCUCCUGCCCCUAUGGCAUGAACCACGCCCUUCAGGACAAUGGUGGUUCUGCUCGGCAGUCAUCCCUUAACGGCGACGGGCAAUCUUAUGGCCUCGCCGAGUGUGUGAUUGACGGGGUGCGGGACGGCCGGUGCAACCACACUGCCCACGAGCCGGGGGGCUGGCUGGAAGUGACGCUGCAAAGCCCAAUCAAUGUGCUGGGCUUCGCGGUCUUCAACAUGCCCGAUGACGAGUGGGACCACCGCAUACGCGCAAGUGGCCACCUCCUCGAGCUCAUCGAUGAGUCCGACCAGGUCGUUUAUUCGCAGAUUCUCAGUCCGUCGACAGAUCCGGCCUUCUUUGAUGCAGAGCGGGGGUGCUGCCAAAAGUGGGUGAACGACCGCCCCGUUGUCUUUCUGAGCCUUGCUUUGACGUUUUAUUUCGACACCCUGGAGAUCGAGGCCUCCGCCUCCUUGAAGCUCAAGGAGACCCAGCAGCUGCCCUGCUUCCGGGUGCGGAGGAACGACUGGGAUAAAGUCGUUGAGAGCUUGUGCCAGACGAUCUUCGACCUCUCCGGUGUUCCGGCAGAGUGCCUGCGCCUCUGGAUCCCUGAGGGAUCCGCGGGCAGGCAUGUGACAAUGAGGAGCACGGAGCUUCAUGCUGCCAUCGCACUGUGA
Messenger RNA from Symbiodinium natans, 1806 nucleotides. Lineage: Eukaryota; Dinophyceae; Suessiales; Symbiodiniaceae. The record is from the annotation of a GenBank genome assembly.